Messenger RNA from Hippopotamus amphibius kiboko, 5472 nucleotides. RefSeq names its product ectonucleoside triphosphate diphosphohydrolase 5 (inactive) (gene ENTPD5). Gene Ontology annotation, biological process: nucleoside diphosphate catabolic process. Gene Ontology annotation, molecular function: UDP phosphatase activity; GDP phosphatase activity. Bases 495 to 1784 code for a protein of 429 amino acids. Gene Ontology annotation, cellular component: membrane. NCBI's taxonomy places the organism in Eukaryota, Metazoa, Chordata, Mammalia, Artiodactyla, Hippopotamidae. The record is from RefSeq and is a predicted model, not a curated record. The transcript has 18 exons.
GUCCGGACUGGGCGGGCUGGGAGGCCGGAGCCGGCCAGCCCCGGGCGGCGGCGCAGAUGGUCGGGGCGUCCUCUCCUAAGGGGCCGCCCAGACCCGGGCGGCCCGCGCCGCGGUCGUCGGAGCGCCGCUCUCGCCUGUUUACAUAAUUCCUGGUCAACAGAGAAAUGUGGAGUGUCUCAGCUGAAUCCCCAUGCAGACGAGAUCAUUAUGGUCCUGGUUGAAAAAAUGAUAUGUUAGUUGAAGGAAGCAAAGCAGAAAGCCCAGAAGGAAGAGAAAAUAUUGGUGCUUGGGCUACAUCAAAACAAAGAUUUCUGCUCUCAAGGAGCUCAUAUUCUAUCGGAGAGACACAGAUGUUCUUUAGAUUGAUCUGCAUGACCAGCCUGGUUUCUGUAAAAGAAGAAUCUGCCAAAGGGAGUGAUUUAAGAUCCACUGCAGGUGUGUUAGCAGCACUGCUUCUGUAACACAAGCCUAGACUCACUACAUCUUGGAAGAGAAUGGCCAUUUCCCAGAAGGCAGCCUUUUUCAUGCUGGUAGCAUCCUGUGUUUGCAGCACUGCCUUCCACAGAGACCAGCAGACUUGGUUUGAGGGUGUCUUCCUGUCUUCCAUGUGCCCCAUCAAUGUCAGUGCCAGCAUCUUGUAUGGAAUUAUGUUUGAUGCAGGGAGCACUGGAACUCGGAUUCAUGUUUACACCUUUGUGCAGAAAAUACCAGGGCAGCUUCCGGUUCUGGAAGGGGAAAUUUUUGAGUCUGUGAAGCCAGGACUUUCUGCUUUUGUAGAUCAACCUAAGCAGGGUGCUGAGACAGUUCAAGAACUCUUAGAGGUGGCCAAAGACUCAGUCCCUCGAAGUCACUGGAAGAGAACACCAGUGGUCCUGAAGGCAACAGCGGGACUGCGCUUACUGCCAGAAGAGAAAUCCCAGGCUCUGCUCUUUGAGGUAAAAGAGAUCUUCAAGAAGUCACCUUUCCUGGUACCAGAUGACAGUGUUAGCAUCAUGGAUGGAUCCUAUGAAGGCAUAUUAGCUUGGGUUACUGUGAAUUUUCUGACAGGUCAGCUGCAUGGCCACAGCCAGGAGACCGUGGGGACCCUGGACCUGGGGGGGGCCUCCACCCAAAUCACGUUCCUGCCCCAGUUUGAGAAAACCCUGGAACAAACCCCUAGGGGCUACCUCACUUCCUUUGAGAUGUUUAACAGCACUUACAAGCUCUAUACACAUAGUUACUUGGGAUUUGGAUUGAAAGCUGCAAGACUAGCCACCCUGGGAGCCCUGGAAACGGAAGGAAUUGAUGGACACACUUUCCGAAGUGCCUGUCUACCGAGGUGGUUGGAAGCAGAGUGGAUCUUUGGGGGUGUGAAGUACCAGUAUGGUGGUAACCAAGAAGCAGGGGAGGUGGGCUUUGAGCCCUGCUAUGCUGAAGUGCUGAGGGUGGUCCAGGGAAAACUUCAUCAGCCAGAUGAGGUCCAGAGAAGCUCCUUCUACGCUUUCUCUUACUAUUACGACCGAGCUGUUGACACAGACAUGAUUGAUUAUGAAAAGGGAGGUGUUUUAAAAGUUGAAGAUUUUGAAAGAAAAGCAAGGGAAGUGUGUGAUAACCUGGAAAACUUCACCUCUGACAGUCCUUUCCUGUGCAUGGAUCUCAGUUACAUCACAGCCUUGUUGAAGGAUGGCUUUGGCUUUGCAGGAAGCACCAUCUUACAGCUCACAAAGAAAGUGAACAACAUAGAGACAGGCUGGGCCUUGGGGGCCACCUUUCACCUGCUGCAGUCUCUAGGCAUCUCCCACUGAGGCCAAGCCAUUCCUCUGAGGCCUGCAUUUGCCAACAACUUUUUUAAAGGGAAAACAAGAGAGGCGAGGACUCAGUCGUGUUCUGAGCUAGUCUGGAGACAUCCUAGAUUGAAGGCCAGCAGCCGGUUUCAUCUGGAGGAAGGGGCUUUUGUAGACAGGUGUUGCCCUUGAGUCUAGAGAUUUGGGUUUAAUUAAUUUUACACAUCAAAUGUGAACUGUUUCCUAACCACUCUUUGUGAACAGGUGGUACCAGAGUCUAAAUCUUUGAGGUUCCUUAUGUGUCACAGAGAGCCAAAAGGAAUAGCUUUGGUACUUAAUAACCUUGGGGAAUCCAGGGAUGGAACCCUGGGAACCAAAGAAAAAUCUCAUUUCAACCCUUUUAGUGCCUCAUUCCUUUAAACAUUUUCCUUACAUGUUAAACUAAGCUGACUGAUGGCAAUCCCAUGACCUGUCAAACACCAGUAUUUUUUUUUCCCUACACAUUGCCCUCUCCCACCUUUAUCUCCACUGACCUACCCUAAAAAAAAGAAAGGAAAAAAUACCUGGUUUUGCUUUCCAUGUGUAAUUCAAAGGGGAAAAAAAAAAAAUCUGUAUCUGGGGAAUUCCCCAGCGGUCCAGUGGUUAGAACUCCGAGCUUUCACUGCCGAGGGCAUGGUCAGAGAACUAAGAUCCCUGGUCAGAGAACUAAGAUCCUGUAAGCUGCGUGCGUGCUGAGGCCAAAAAAAAAAAAAAAAAAUUACCAUGUCUGAAGUUAUGUGAUCCUGCUUUGUGUUAGCACUAAUCAGCCAGCUGAGAGCCAUUCUAAAUCUCAGCAGGAUGGAAAGCAGCUCCUAAUUGGGCAGAAGGGCGGCCAUCCAGUUUCUAGGGACAUGUUCUGGGAGGGUGUGGCUGCCUUGUACAGACCACCUUCUUUUAAUCAACUUUUUACCAGUAAACCUUGGGAUUGAUGAAUAUAUCCAACCUUAUAGGAAUGUGUCUGUGUGUGUUCCGUGCUAGUAACUCUUCCCAGGCUAAUGUGUUUUUAGUAAUUUGUCCUCCUAAACUUUUCUUUGUAUUUCUAAGAAGUACACCUAUACCCUAGUUUUUGCUCUGUGGUGAGAGCGGACUGUGGCUGUGCUUUUCAAGGGUCUAGAUUUUGGUAAUCUCAGUUUGCCCUUUUGUUCUGUUUAUAGCAGUUUCUCUUUCUGCCCUGACCCCUGAUCAUUUUAGCUAGCAUCCUCUACAUUACUUGUCUAGUCCCACGAUUUCUGAACUCUUCUUGAUGAUACUUAACGUUAGAUUUGGUUGGUCAUUUUGGCCCACAUCCAUACAGUGGAUGCUCACUUUGUUCAGAGUUCUUGAUUUUGUGAAUUAUGUCCCCUAAAAUUCAUUAUCUUGUAUUUCCCCGCAUGAACACCAUUUGCUUCUUUGCCCACUGAAAUUGCUCUUGGACUUGAAAGGUCUUCCUGUAGUCUGGUUUCUUUACCUUGGCUGUUUACCUCCAGCUUCUUUCCAGCAGAGUUGUUAUCUCCCCAGGCUUGUAGCUUUCACAGUAGACGUUCAGCUUUUUCACAAAAGAUGUUAUAUACACCCGACCCUCACACCAGUUCCUGGGGAACCUUGUUUUUAAAGUAUUCCAUUGAGUCCAUAAAUAUUUAACACCUGAUAAUGUGCAAAUAACUUGGCAAAUUUCUAUAUCCUCAUCCCUGCAAAUUUUAGUUUUUCAAUUCAAUGUGGAGUUUUUUCAUUCUUCACACUGACUUUUAAUUAUGCUAAGGUCACCUUUAUACCUAUUGUCUCUUUCUACAAAAAUGCUAAGACAGAAUGAAAUAAUAGGAUCUUAAGAGUUGGAAACAGCCUAAAGGUAUAAUCCAGUCUUCUACUCACUGCAGAAUUCCCUUAACACUUCUAACUGGUUGCCAUUCAGCUUGUUUAGGCAUGUUUCCAGAAAACUCAUUCCACUUUGGGAUUGCACUGAUGUUAAAAAAUCCCUCCUUCUCAGUAGUCUUAGUUCUGCUUUAAUCCUUCCUUCCACAGCCUUUCAGUCUUCUGAAGAAAACUCAAGUCCUUGACAUUCUUUUUAACAUACCACUUGACUUCUAGACCGCUUCCUAUCUUUGUCAAGAGUAUGGUAUUAGAACCAGUCAUCAUACACAAAAUGUUGUUCUACAAGAUUAGGGGGAGACAAUUUCCUGUUAGAAACCAAGGUGUUUUCUUGUGAGAUAAGCUGUGUCACUAAAGACUCUUCCAGCUGGGUGGGUUCAGAGCAGUAAGAUUUCCUGGUCUUUAUCACAGCUUGUGUCUGAAGCUUUUCUUAUAAAGGCCACAUCUUGUUCAGCAGACUCCUUCAGUCAUCCUCAGUACUUUCGGAACACGAGUAGAUGCAUUAUAACUCCAGAAAUGUAUCUACAUAUUUUCUGAUAAUCUUGAUUAGAAUAUCUGGAGAAUUAACCAGUUUAUCCAAUAUAGGAGCAAUUUGGAAUGAGAAUUUUUAUUUCUUAGAAAAAAGGAUUUGUCUAUAAUGUCCUUUUUGCCCCUAGUGUACCUUUUGGGCCUCUUAUUAAUUAAGCAUCCUACAGGGUCUGACGGUGGUGGUUGGGUUUCCUUUCUGUAAAUGGGUUAUGUAUCUCAGAUACUCAGGACGUGGCCUUGCCCACCGUGGUGGUGGUUUGUCGUCUCCAUAUGAAAAACAUCAUCUGUGGGUCAUGGAGGGCCUUGCAAAGUGUGCCUUCAUAUUCUUCAUCUCACUUGACUUUGUUUGAUACUUUUGUAGAGUCCAUGUUCUUCUUACCUGGGCUACCCUUCCAUUUUUUUUUUUUAAUAAAAGAUGACCUUUUUUCCAUAUAGUGACCUUUCUGGACUCUGCCAGUAGUCACACAGCUUUUCCCAGUAGCUGCCAUCUUUCAUCCUGGGCACAUUUUUCCUGAGAUUCCAGGAAGGUUUGUGACAGUCACACUUUUUUACUCUAGUAUCUUAUAAAUUUUCCACAUUUACCUGAAAAGCUCCCCUGUGGUAACCAAUUUCCCAUUCCUUCAGAAAUAUUUCCCAAGAAUAGUUUAGCUUGGGUCUAAAGCAGACUGUUAUCUUCUCCUUUCAUCUUCAAAUCAGACUUCUGGGCAAGAUGUUCCUUAUGGUAUACAAAUCUAAUGGAUCCGCAAAGCUCUUCAACAGGCAUCCCUGGUACUGUGAGGUAGGCAUUUCAAAAAUGUAUAGUAAAACAACCCACCCCCACCCAAGUUGGCACCACUUUGUGACCAAACAUGAACAAAUUCUGCUGCUAAUCAGAUUUUUCCUUUUGACCUGGUUCCUGAGGUCUUUAAACCUGUGCAAUGAAAUUUAUUGUUUUAUUACAGAAUAGAAUGGUGUCCCACAGAGGAACCAUAAAUGAAAUACGGUGCUGUGAUGAGGACAUAAUUAGCAUUUUAAGAUUUGGUUUUCUUUUCAGAAAGUCUAAUAUACCUAUAACAAAGGUUAAAGCAAUUUGUUUAUUUUGCAUUUUAGUGUUAUUAAUUUUAAAAUAGCAGUUCUAACAAAAAUCCAUCAAAUGACUAUUUCUAAUUAUCUUUAUCAAAAAACAAUUGUAUAAAUUUACUGGCAGCAUUUUUUAAAAAAUGUAUAAAUCUCUUUAGAAAGGAUUGCUAACAAGUAAAAUGAAUGAGACAGCACCUUAGCAAUUUUUAUUCUAGUAAUAAAGUUCUUUUCAACCUUU